AUGCGCGACACCGUUCCAUCAUAUGCCGAUUUAAUUCACCGGGUAGAAGCUCAAAUCUCGACGGAUGAGGCUAUAAACGCCAAUAGGAAGCAGUUUGAACAAUCUAUUGGAAAGCGCAAGGGAGCGCCGGGAACAAAUAAUUCUUCCUCGCAACGAAAGAAGCAAGGGAAGAACAAUCUACCCGUGAGGCCUCCAUUGCCACGGCGAGAAUCUCGACAAGAGAAAGAAUACACUCCUCUCAAUACAUCUCGAGCAAAUGUGCUAAUGGCUGUUCGAGAUCAGGAUACGGUAAAGUGGCCACAUCCCUUGAAGCCGAACACAGGAAAUCAGGACCAAUAUUGUCAUUUCCAUCGUAGUCGUGUCCACACUACCGAAGCUUGCAGACAACUGAAGGAGGAGAUUGAAAGGCUUAUCCGCCAAGGUUAUCUUCGCCAGUUUAUUCAGAAUCCUCCUCCCCGAGAGGAAACUCGUCCUGCUGGGCGGCAAGAACGACAGCAGAGGCCACCGGUAAACAAUCGAAUAGCAGUUGGAGAAAUUGAGAUAAUAGAUGGAGGCCCCCUGCUAUUCGAUAAAGUAUUUUUGGCUGUGGAAAAAAUUCUAACUCCAAAGAAAGCUCGUGUAGAUCACUCCAUCACCUUUGAUGAUUUCGACUUGGAGGGAGUAAAAACCCCUCACCAAGAUCCGCUUGUUAUCAAUGCAGGCAUAGGCGACCCAUGCUACAAUGUCAAGAGAAUCCAUGUGGACAACGACAGCUCUGUGGAUGUCCUUUUCUACUCUACCUUCCUCAAUAUGGGUCUCACAAGAGAAAAAGCUUCAGCUCGCUGCAGGCCUUCUGUACGGUUCAUUGUUGUAAAGUCUGAAUCGGCUUACAACGCUAUCUUUGGAAGGCCACUCCAAUCAAUUUUUGGGAUUGUCACCUCAAUCCCUCACCUCAAGCUGAAGUUCCACACUCCAACAGGAGUUAGUGUGGUGUGCAGAGAUCAACAAGCAGCACAAACCUGCUAUCUCAGGGAUAUCUUUGCAUGGAGUCCGGCGGAUAUGCCCAGAAUUGACCCUGAAGUAAUUGUACAUUCCCUUAAGGUCAAUCCAGCAAAAAAGCCAAUCAUCCAGAAGAAACAGAAUUUUGCACCAGAUCGUCAGCAGGAGAUCGAACAAGAGGUAGACAAACUUCUGAAAGCUGGAUUCAUACGAGAAGUGCAUCAUCCUAAUUGGAUGGCAAAUGUCGUCUUGGUUCGAAGGGGAGCGGUGCAUGGAGAAUGUGCAUAG
Messenger RNA from Dendrobium catenatum, 1266 nucleotides. RefSeq lists its product as uncharacterized. Lineage: Eukaryota; Viridiplantae; Streptophyta; Magnoliopsida; Asparagales; Orchidaceae. The coding region runs from base 1 to 1266 and encodes 421 amino acids. The record is from RefSeq and is a predicted model, not a curated record. The transcript is spliced from 3 exons.